CGAGCGCGGCUGGCGGCGGCGAGGGCGCGCCGGCCCCCAGCGCUCCCGGGGCGGACCCGGGGGAAUCUCCCUCGCCAUGCAGACCCGGCAGCGCCUGCUGCCUCCCCAGGAUCAAGUAGAACACCCUGAUUCAGCAGAACUGGCUGGUUGUGCUGCAGUCAUCAUGAGAAGGCACAGGGUCAUUAAUUUCUUAACAUAUGUGUAACAAAAAGACUGGUGUCACAGCAGGUUUGCUCUUACCAUUAUGGUGAUCCUGAUAGCCAGACAUAUUAAUGUGAGAGACUGAAGGUUUAGACAAGGAUCUGGUGGUUGUUCCCUGACAAAUGGAGAACUAUUUCCAAGCAGAGGCAUAUAACCUCGAUAAGGUUUUAGAUGAAUUUGAGCAAAACGAAGAUGCCGCUGUUUCACCUACUCUGCUGGGUGCAAAGUGGAAUCAGAUUCUAGAUCCGCCUUCUCGUCGCCUGUCAUUCAACUCGGCAGUGGCCAACGUGAAUGAAGCUACAACUCCUAAUGAAUGUCAGCAGAGAUUAAAGUCUUUCUCCUUGUCCCACUCAGUGACUGCACCAACAGGAGGAGGGGAUCGCUGUGCUAAUGGAAAGGAUUUUAGCAUAAGCCCAGAGACCCCAGUCAUGUGGAUUGAUGAUCAGGCAGCAGCAGAUGAUCAGUUGAUUAAAAGAAAUAGUAAUCAGGAUGAUCAGUGUAACUCCAUGGAAGCAGGAGAAAAGCAAUGUGGAAAUACAGCUUGCUUGCCAGAGGAGAAAAAUGUGCUAGUGGUGGCAGUCAUGCACGACUGUGACAGAAGAACACUACAAAGUGGUGAUGUGGUGGAUUGUACAAAUUACAACAGUCAGUCCCUAAUGGACUCUAUUAGCUUUACACUGGAUAAUGAAAACCGACAGAGUGACCAGUUCAGUGUUACUGUAAAUGGAUCCACAGAAAAGGAUAUUGAUACAGAAAAGCAGGUAAACAGGCUGUGCACUGAAGAUGACUCUGUAAGUCAUUUGAUUAAUGCUUCAUCUGAAGGCCUGACUGCUGCAUGCCCCUCCUCUCGAUUAAAGGAGGAUUUUAAUAUGAAUAAGGAUUUGCUGUUUUCAGAAGCUAUAACUGCAGGGAUCAAUGCAGUGACUCUCUUGCAGAGACCAGUUGAUGGUACUGCUAAAAUGCAAGAUAAUUGUGCAUCAGUUGAAAAUUUCACUAGUAAAGCCAUUUCUCAGAGAACAGAUCUAGAAGCUAAAAACUCUUCUGGUUCCAGUAGUGGAAGCUUAAUUGUAGAACAGGAAACAACCCAGCAGUUGCAGUCUAGGCUAUCUGGGCUCACCGAGACCUGUCAACCUAACGUGGCUGGAAGUGGCAAUUACAAGGAAUGUGUUGCAGAGGAUGUUGGUGCCACUGAUGGCGAAGUCAUUGAAUGUGAUAAAAAUCUCGGCACAACGGAAUUGCACAGCAUGGCAGAAUGUUACCCUGAAUCUCAGGAGAUGACUAAUUGGGAGCUGACAAAGUUGAAUGAGAUGAAUAAUAAGCAAACUCUAGGAGAGAAUGAAAGACUUUUGCAGACCAAACAGCCUGAUGAUGCAUGUGGGAAUAGCAAAGAAGAUGAAGAUGGGGUAUUGGAGGCAGGCAUAGACUUAAAAGGGUCUGGUACAGAUGAGCUUGGAGGGUCCAGUCUCUCUGAUGUGAUGGCUACAUCAGCAGCAAGCUCUCUGUCUAAUGGUUGUGAUUCCUAUGGAAUGCAGAACCCAAUUGUUGCUCAUGUUCCAAAGACUUUACCCUCCAAGGAAGACUCGGUAACAGAGGAAAAGGAGAUUGAGGAGAGCAAGUCAGAAUGUUACACUAAUAUUUAUGAACAGAGAGGAAAUGAGGCCACAGAAGGGAGUGGUCUUAUUUUAAACAGCACUGGUGAUCACAUAAAGAAAAAUUAUUUGCAUAAUCUUUGUAGUCAGGUUUCAUCCAUGCAAGGGCAGACUUCACCAAAACCAGUGACUAACCUGCAAUAUAACAGUGUUCCUUUUGGUGGUGCAAGACCUAAGCAACCCACAAAUCUGAAACUGCAGAUUCCGAAGCCAUUAUCGGACCACUUACAAAACGAUGUAAUUCCCCCAAAUUGUGGAGGUAAUAGUAAAAACAAAAAUGUCUUUGGUAAGACACAGUUAGGGGAUACAGCAGACACGUUUCCUGGUGAAACAUCUUCAAAUGUCUCUGGUACUGGCUCUAAUGGGGAACAUUUGGACGAGUAUGAAUCUGGAGUCUCUAAUAGUUCGUGCCUUGCAGUAGCCCCAGAUAGUCCAGAUAAUGAUCUCAGAGCUGGUCAGUUUGGAGCUCCAGCCAGAAAGCCUUUUACGACUUUGGGUGAGGUGGCUCCAGUGUGGGUUCCAGACUCUCAAGCACCAAACUGUAUGAAAUGUGAGGCCAGAUUUACAUUCACCAAAAGAAGGCACCAUUGCAGAGCCUGUGGGAAGGUGUUUUGUGCCGCGUGCUGUAGCCUGAAGUGCAAGCUGCUCUACAUGGACCGAAAGGAAGCCAGAGUGUGUGUGAUCUGCCACUCAGUGCUGAUGAAUGCUCAAGCCUGGGAGAACAUGAUGAGUGCCUCAAGCCAGAGCCCUAACCCUAACAAUCCUGCUGAAUACUGUUCUACUAUCCCUCCUUUGCAGCAGGCUCAGGCCUCUGGCGCCCUGAGCUCCCCGCCUCCCACUGUCAUGGUACCUGUGGGAGUUCUGAAGCAUCCUGGAGCAGAAGUGGCUCAGCCUAGAGAACAAAGGCGUGUUUGGUUUGCUGAUGGGAUUUUACCCAAUGGAGAAGUUGCCGAUGCAGCAAAGCUGACAGUGGCUGGGACAACUUCCACGGGAACCUUAGCAGUGUCUCAUGAUCCACCAAAGCCCAUGGCCAACAACACUUCAUCAGCAGAAACUGAUAAUGCCUCUGUAUUCUCGGGAAAUAUAACUCAGGUUGGCAGUCCUGUUGGCAGUGCAAUGAAUCUGAUUCCUGAAGAUGGUCUUCCUCCAAUUCUCAUCUCCACUGGAGUAAAAGGAGACUAUGCUGUGGAAGAGAGACCUUCUCAGAUCUCUGUCAUGCAGCAGCUGGAGGAUGGUGGCCCUGACCCUCUAGUGUUUGUUUUAAAUGCUAAUUUGCUGUCCAUGGUAAAAAUAGUAAAUUAUGUGAACAGGAAGUGCUGGUGUUUCACCACCAAAGGCAUGCACGCGGUGGGGCAGUCGGAGAUCGUCAUUCUCCUGCAGUGUUUGCCUGAUGAGAAAUGUUUGCCUAAGGAUAUCUUUAACCAUUUUGUGCAACUUUACCGGGAUGCCUUAGCAGGUAACAUUGUUGGCAACCUGGGACACUCCUUUUUCAGCCAGAGCUUCCUCGGAAGCAAAGAACACGGAGGGUUCUUGUACGUCGCAGCGACCUAUCAGUCCCUGCAGGACCUGGUGCUCCCAACCCCACCCUACCUGUUUGGCAUCCUCAUCCAGAAGUGGGAGACUCCCUGGGCCAAAGUGUUCCCCAUCCGGCUGAUGCUGAGACUUGGAGCUGAAUACAGGCUUUAUCCGUGCCCACUCUUUAGUGUCAGAUUCCGUAAGCCUUUGUUUGGAGAGACUGGACACACGAUCAUGAACCUCCUUGCAGACUUCAGAAACUACCAGUACACACUGCCUGUGGUCCAAGGUUUAGUGGUUGAUAUGGAAGUCAGAAAAACCAGCAUCAAAAUACCUAGCAACAGAUAUAAUGAGAUGAUGAAAGCCAUGAACAAGUCCAACGAGCACGUGCUGGCAGGAGGAGCGUGUUUCAACGAGAAGGCAGACUCACACCUGGUGUGCGUGCAGAACGACGACGGCAACUACCAGACACAGGCCAUCAGCAUCCACAACCAGCCCAGGAAAGUGACUGGUGCCAGCUUCUUUGUGUUCAGUGGAGCUUUAAAAUCCUCUUCAGGCUUCCUUGCCAAAUCCAGUAUAGUGGAAGAUGGAGUGAUGGUCCAGAUAACUGCUGAGAACAUGGACUCUUUGAGACAGGCCUUGAGAGAGAUGAAAGACUUCACCAUCACCUGUGGCAAAGUAGAUGCUGAAGACCCUCAGGAACAUGUUCACAUUCAGUGGGUAGAAGAUGAUAAGAACUUUAAUAAGGGCGUCGUGAGCCCUAUUGAUGGCAAAUCCAUGGAAUCUAUAACCAGUGUGAAGAUAUUCCACGGCUCCGAGUACAAGGCCAACGGGAAGGUCAUCCGAUGGACAGAGGUGUUUUUUCUAGAAAAUGAUGAGCAACACAAUGGUCUGAGUGACCCAGCUGAUCACAGCAGACUGACUGAGAAUGUGGCAAAAGCUUUCUGUCUGGCUCUGUGUCCUCAUCUGAAACUGCUGAAAGAAGAUGGAAUGACUAAGCUGGGUCUGCGUGUUACACUGGACUCAGAUCAAGUUGGUUAUCAAGCUGGGAGCAAUGGACAGCCACUGCCCUCUCAAUACAUGAAUGACCUGGACAGUGCCUUAGUGCCAGUGAUUCAUGGAGGGGCCUGUCAGUUGAGUGAGGGGCCAGUCAUAAUGGAGCUCAUCUUUUAUAUUCUGGAAAACAUCUCAUAAGAGGACUUCAUUUUCUGUUCAGACCUGUUCCAGCAGCAGUUGUAUCUGAAUCAUUUGCACUUUAAAACUGGAAAAUUAAGCUUUUGUUAACACUAUUGGGGAAGGGGGGGAGGGGGGCGGGACAGUUGUUCCAUAAUUCUAAAUCUUCUAUGCAUUGUCAACAACCAGAGGAUCAGGGCAGCUUCUAUACUACAACAUGGCUAUGCUAUCCUUGCAGCUAAUCCACUUCUGUUACUGUUUAGAAAAAUGCUCAUGUUUAAAGACUUACAGUCAUGUACUCUAAAUGCUCAAAGGGUGCAAAGAUCACUGGGGCGUAAAUAAAAAGUGAAAUUCCAA
Molecule: messenger RNA, 4895 nt
Organism: Serinus canaria (Common canary)
Lineage: Eukaryota; Metazoa; Chordata; Aves; Passeriformes; Fringillidae
Gene: ZFYVE9
Product: zinc finger FYVE-type containing 9
Exons: 20
Coding region: 324-4559 (1411 amino acids)
Biological process (GO): endosomal transport
Cellular component (GO): early endosome membrane
Molecular function (GO): metal ion binding
Source: RefSeq, a predicted model, not a curated record